GCCUCACCUCUCCCUCUUCCUCUGGUGCCCCACAUCUGAUCAAGCUGAUAAGGAGACCUGGGUUGCCCUCCUUUGGCACAGAGCCAUUUCAGACCUGCUUGAGAGACUGCCUUGUUCUCACCAGGGGCCUCAAUUAUAUCCAGUACAGAACAUGUUCCUCCUCCUGCUAAUUUUGAGCCUGGGAAUGCCGCUUCAUCAGACAGCAGCUUUAUUCACAGUGACGGUCCCGAAGGAAAUGUACACGGUAGACUACGGUGGCAAUGUGACCUUGGAGUGUGAUUUUGACACCGGAGGUCAUGUGGAACUCAGAGAGUUAAAAGCCAGUUUGCAAAAGGUGGAAAAUGAUACAACCUUGCUCAGUGAAAGAGCCACUUUGCUGGAGGAGCAGCUGCCCCUGGGGAAGGCCUUGUUCCAUAUCCCCCAAGUCCAAGUGGGGGAUGCAGGGCAGUACCGCUGCCUGAUCAUCUAUGGGAUCGCCUGGGACUACAAGUACCUGACUCUGAAAGUCAAAGCUUCCUACAAGAAAAUAAACACUCGCAACCUUAAGGUCCCAGGGACAGAUGAGGUAGAGCUCACCUGCCAGGCUGUAGGCUAUCCCCUGGCGGAAGUGUCCUGGCCAAAUAUCAGUGUUCCUACCAACACCAGCCACAUCAAGACCUCUGAAGGCCUCUACCAGGUCACUAGUGUUCUGCGCCUAAAGCCACACCCUGGCAGGAAUUUCAGCUGUGUGUUCUGGAAUGCCAAUAUGAAGGAACUCACUUCGGCCAUCAUUGACCAAGGUGAUCUGGAAUCCCCCAAGAUCCCUCCAUCUUCACUGCUUCACAUUUUCAUCCUCUCCUUCAUCAUUGCUUUAAUGUUCAUAGCCACAAUGAUAGGCCUAAGAAAACGGCUCUGCCAAAAGUUUUAUUCUGGAAAAGACACAACAAAAAGAUCUGUCACCACGGUAAGGAGGGAAGUGGACAGAGCUGGUCCUGCAGAAGAUUCCUCUCUAUUGGGAAGCCACAGGCAGUGCAGCACACAGCAGGAACACAAUCAAAUCCUAAGGACCUUCAGAGGAAAGAGCCUGCAGUGCAUUCCAAUGGGCAUUUUUAGGAAAUGACUUGGCCUUCAACAUCCUACCUGAGUGAUGUGAUUUCUUCUUCCCUCUCUUC
Molecule: messenger RNA, 1151 nt
Organism: Physeter macrocephalus (sperm whale)
Lineage: Eukaryota; Metazoa; Chordata; Mammalia; Artiodactyla; Physeteridae
Gene: PDCD1LG2
Product: programmed cell death 1 ligand 2
Exons: 9
Coding region: 152-1099 (315 amino acids)
Biological process (GO): negative regulation of T cell proliferation; cellular response to lipopolysaccharide; positive regulation of T cell proliferation
Cellular component (GO): external side of plasma membrane
Source: RefSeq, a predicted model, not a curated record